Molecule: messenger RNA, 3288 nt
Organism: Malania oleifera
Lineage: Eukaryota; Viridiplantae; Streptophyta; Magnoliopsida; Santalales; Ximeniaceae
Exons: 5
Coding region: 1-3288 (1095 amino acids)
Biological process (GO): DNA integration
Molecular function (GO): nucleic acid binding
Source: RefSeq, a predicted model, not a curated record
AUGGCGGUAUUCGUGGUGUUCGCGGCGCACUACGAUGGUGCUCGUGGUGUUGGUUUUUCUUCUAUUCUCCAGAGAAACGAAAAUAUGCCAUCUUCCACACGACCUCCUGUUUUUAGCGGUGUUAAUUACACCUUCUGGAAACAGAGGAUGCGCAUCUACCUUCAGAAUACUGAUUGGAAGGUGUGGAGGAUUGUCUCUAAGGGAAACUAUGUCCCUAUGAGAAUUGAGGGUGCAGCUAGGGUUCCUAAGACUGAGGAUGAAUAUGAUGAUGAUGAUAUGAAAGCCGUUAGUCUUAAUGCCACUGCUAUGAAUAUUUUAUAUUGUAGUCUUGAUGUGAAUGAAUUUAACAGGAUUAUGGCAUGUUCAACUGCAAAAGAAAUAUGGGAUAAAUUAGAGGUUACAUAUGAGGGUACUAGAGAUGUGAAAGACAGUAGGAUAGAUAUGUUGACCAGUGAGUAUGAGGCCUUUAGGAUGAAUGUAGGUGAGUCCAUUCAGAGCAUGUACACUAGAUUCACACACAUCAUAAACUCACUGCAUGCAUUAGGAAAGACAUAUCCCACAUAUGAAAUGAUCAGGAAGAUCCUUAGAGGCUUGCCUCCUGUUUGGGAAGCUAAGGCUACGGCCAUUGCUGAGGGUAGAGACCUUAAGGCCAUGAGCUUAGACGAAUUGAUAGGUUCCUUAAUCACUUAUGAACUGUCCGACCGGUGGUACUUAGACAGUGGGUGCUCACGACACAUGACCGGUGACAAGGGAAAAUUCACUUCAGUUGUUCCCAAGGAUGGAGGCUACGUGACAUUUGGUGACAAUGCCAAAGGACGCAUCGUCGGGGUAGGUAAGGUUGGUAAGGAUUCCUCUCCUACUAUCGAUAAUGUUCUGUUGGUUGAUGGAUUGAAACAUAAUCUACUUAGCAUAAGUCAAUUGUGUGAUAUAGGAUAUAAAGUAUCAUUUGAGAAUGACAAAUGCAUAGUAGAAAAUAAAACAGACCACAAAGUACUCUUUACUGCUGAGAGACAUGAAAAUGUUUACACUACAUCUCUUGAUAUUUUAGCUUCGCAACAAGUAACAUGUUUUUCUGCUAUAAAUGAAGCUAGUUGGUUGUGGCAUAGGCGUUUGGGGCAUGCUAGCAUGGACUUGUUGUCUAAACUUGUUAGAAAAGAAUUGGUUAAAGGGUUGCCUAAAAUGUCUUUUGUAAAGGACAAAAUUUGUGAUGCAUGUCAAAUGGGUAAGCAAACAAAAUCUAGUUUUAAGAAAAAGAAAUUCAUAUCUACUACUAGACCAUUGGAGUUGCUUCACCUAGAUUUAUUUGGGCCUAAUUCUGUGCAAAGUCUUGGUGGAAAAUCUUAUGCUUUUGUAAUUGUGGACGAUUUUUCUAGAUUCACAUGGGUGUUAUUUCUUGCACAUAAAAAUGAAUCAUGUGAACAUUUCACCAAACUUUGCAGGAGAAUUCAGAAUGAAAAAGGAUAUAAAAUCACUCACAUAAGAAGUGAUAGAGGCACGGAAUUCAAAAAUGAAAGCAUAGAAAAAUAUUGUGACUUAGAAGGUAUAUCUCAUAAUUUUUCUGCACCUAGGACACCUCAACAAAAUGGUGUAGUUGAAAGAAAGAAUAGGUCACUACAAGAAAUGGGAAGAACUAUGUUGAAUGAGCAUAACUUACCUAAAUAUUUUUGGGCCGAGGCCAUUAAUACCGCAUGCUAUGUUAUGAAUAGGGUGUUGAUUAGACCAUCAAUUAAUAAAACUCCUUAUGAAUUGUGGAACAACCAUAAGCCUAAUAUUUCCUAUUUUCAUGUAUUUGGUUGUAAAUGCUUUGUGCUUAGAGAUAACGAGCAUCUAGGAAAAUUUGACUCUAAAUCUGAUGAAGGCAUCUUCCUAGGCUAUGCACUUAAUAGUAAAGCAUAUAGAGUUUUCAAUAAAAGAACUUUAGCUGUAAUUGAAUCCAUUCAUGUUGUAUUUGAUGAUUGGAAAUACAUUAGAAGUCAUCCUAUAGAUCAAAUCAUAGGCGAACCAUCCCGUGCUAGAUUAGAAGCCAUUCGUAUGCUACUUGCCUUUGCCGCUUUUAAAAAUUUUAAAUUGUUUCAAAUGGAUGUUAAAAGCGCAUUUUUAAAUGGCUACAUCAAUGAAGAGGUAUAUGUAGAACAACCACCCGGUUUUGAGAAUCAUAAAUAUCCCGAUCAUGUUUACCGGUUGUCUAAAGCCCUGUAUGGAUUGAAACAAGCUCCUAGAGCUUGGUAUGAGAGGCUUAGUGGUUUUCUAUUAGAAAAUGAGUUUACCUGUGGCAAGAUUGACACUACACUUUUCAUCAAGUCCAAAAAUGAUGAUAUGCUCCUCGUUCAGAUUUAUGUGGAUGAUAUCAUUUUUGGAGCAACCAAUGAUGAGUUGUGUAAUGAGUUUGCCAAAUGCAUGCAAAGUGAGUUUGAAAUGAGCAUGAUGGGUGAACUUAGUUUCUUCUUAGGUCUACAAAUUAAGCAAGCUAAUCAUGGAACUUUCAUAUUCCAAUCUAAAUACAUAAGGGACUUGCUAAAGAAAUUUAAUAUGGAAGAUUGUAAAAUUCUUGGCACACCUAUGAACUCUUCCAUAAAACUUGAUAAAGAUGAACAAGGGAUCCCUAUUGAUGUAAAAUUAUACCGUGGCAUGAUUGGAAGUCUCCUAUACCUCACUGCUAGUAGGCCUGAUAUUAUGUUUAGUGUGUGCAUGUGUGCUAGAUUUCAGGCUAACCCUAAGGAAUCUCAUCUGAAAGCUAUUAAACGAAUCCUUAGGUAUCUAGUUGGAGCUAUAGAGUUAGGACUUUGGUACCCUAAGCAUACUACUUUUGAGAUUGUCAGUUACACUGAUGCUGACUUUGCCGGUAGUAAGGUUGAUAGAAAAAGCACUAGCGGCACUUGCCAUUACUUAGGACAAUCUCUUGUUUCUUGGUUCUCCAAGAAACAAAACUCAGUUGCCUUAUCCACCGCCGAAGCUGAAUAUAUUGCAGCUGGAAGUUGUUGUGCCCAAAUUCUUUAUAUGAAACAACAACUUGUGGAUUUUGGAUUGCACUAUGAAACAAUACCGAUUAAAUGUGAUAAUACUAGUGCAAUCAACAUCUCUAAAAAUCCUAUCUCACAUUCACGAACUAAACACAUUGAGAUUAGACAUCAUUUCCUUCGUGAUCAUGUGCAAAAAGGGGAUGUAGCUCUUGAGUUUGUAUGCACAAAUGAACAGUGGGCCGAUAUAUUCACUAAGCCACUACCUGAGGAUAGAUUUAUACAAAUUAGACGGGAGUUAGGCUUAAUGCAUAAUAGAGAAGCUUUAUAA